Messenger RNA from Magnusiomyces paraingens, 2103 nucleotides. RefSeq lists its product as uncharacterized. The record is from RefSeq and is a predicted model, not a curated record. The transcript has a single exon. Lineage: Eukaryota; Fungi; Ascomycota; Dipodascomycetes; Dipodascales; Dipodascaceae. Gene Ontology annotation, cellular component: replication fork protection complex; nucleus. Bases 1 to 2103 code for a protein of 700 amino acids. Gene Ontology annotation, biological process: DNA replication initiation; DNA replication. Gene Ontology annotation, molecular function: single-stranded DNA binding; DNA replication origin binding.
AUGUCUGAUUCGGAAAGUAAAGAGGAUUUGAAAGCCAAAAUUGCAAGGCUUGAAAAGGAGUUGGCUGCAACUAAAUCUCGAGAGAGAUCUCAAGCUAACAAGAAAGAGCAGGAUCAAGACAAUGAGCGAAUCCCUGGAACACCUCCUCGCCAGGCAUCCCCAGAAAAAGAAACUGUAAUUCCAGGGACUCCUCCAGAUUCACCUGGAAGACCGCUAUUGGCACAAAGUUUACGAUCCUCCAAAUACCAAUGCGAGAGCGAUGAAGAGCAUGAAGAGCGGGUUCUUGCGCGGCUCCAAAAGGAUAUAGUACCUCAGAUGCCUCGUGGAUCGAUUUUCCGGAGCAUGUCACAGGUUAAGGCUGCUAAAGUAAAGUCAGCUAAGGAACAGGAUACUCGGGCUAGACAGAAAAAGAGAGGGUUUGGGGAGAUUGUAAGCACAGAACCCAAAAAACAAGUGGUAGUAACAAAGCCUACAGAACCAAGACCAGAACGGGACUUGAGAAACAAAACACCACCAAAAGAAACCCCAGAAUACUUUGCAACUAAAAGUCAUGGUGUACCUGUAGCCAAGGAUAUUGACCAAAGUUCUAACUUGAAAAAGGGCGAAGACAUUGUGGAGCCAUUUUUCAAGUACAAGCUGUCGUCACAGUACUUGUCGUUUCAAGACCUACACCAACAGUUUUACGAAGAACUUGCCGACUGUCGACUUUAUAAUCUUUCACGGUUAUGUGCAACUGUAUGUCCACCAACUUUUGACGCGCCAACAGAUGCUAAUUGGAUUGUAUUUGCCGUGGUUGCACAUAAAUCCAAGGUAAUGCACGCAACUUUACCAUCAGGAAAUAGAAGAGCUGGGGCCCGGCCUGAAGCUCCACAACCAUUUAUGAUGCUGACACUUACCGAUCUUGGAGCUGUUGAACUGUCACUUGCAUUACAAGGUGCAGCAUUUGACCGAUACUGGAAACUGCGCGAAGGUUCGCUGGUUGCGUUGCUAAACCCAGCCGUGUACAUGACAAAGGCGCGCCAAGCGCGCGAUGCACAAAUGGCUGGAGUAUCACUUCAUGACACUGUUAACGGUAAUCAACCCUCGUUUACAGGAAGUGCCCCUCCUGGUCCUGCAUUUGCGCUACGCGUGUCACACGCGGACAAUAGUAUUUUGGAAAUAGGACGGGCAAAGGACUUUGCAAGGUGUGCGGCCACUACAGCACGCAAUUUGCAGUGCCAGCGAUGGGUCAAUGCGGCACAUGCGACCUACUGUGACUAUCAUACGGAGCAGCGAACUAAGGCUGCACGAGCGCAACGUUUGGAGAUGAACUCCAUGGGACAAGGCGGUGCUGGUGGUGGCCGGACUAUGUAUGCAACAAUGAGAGUGGGUAAGGGGGGUCGGUUAGCACUCAAUUCCAAAGGAUACGAUACUGCCAGGAAACAAGGGCUUUUACCUGACACUACACGGCGGCCUCAGCAUGUGCGGGAUACAGGGCCUGGGACUGGGGGGUAUUCGACGGUAUACGUUGCGCCGCCGGCGGCGUUACGGCCGUUUGAUGCGUCGUACAUUGAAACCAUGCCAGCGCAGCUGGAGGCUGGGAUGCGAGCGCAUGCAGGUGCAGCACGGCAGGCUCUUAACAAAGCUCGGGACAGUGAGCUUGUAGCGCGGUUAAAGAGUGCUCCUGGGGCUGCAGGGGAUGUUAUACGGAGUCAUCUUGGGGUGACGAUAUCGCAGGUGGCUGGGAUGUCUUCUGAUAAGAGGGGGGGGAAAAAAAGGAAAGAUAAUGAUGGUGAUGGUGAUGGUGAUAAUGACAGGGACGAUAGUGAACUAGUUACUGGGGAGAAGCUUGGUCCGUUUAAAACUGAGCAUAUUCGGCGGAUCGGGUUUGAUCCAUUGGUGAGACCUGGGGCAUUUACAAACGGACACGAAGAUGGGCCAUCAAAAGGUUCUCAGGAACUUGCAACUAAGUUACGUCGGAUUGCAGCUCGUAAAGAAAUUGACUUGUCUAUGGGACCUCGGCGUAAACAUAAGCGGCCACGGGUGGACGAGAAGGAAGGUUCAAUAGUUAAGCCUAUAACUGCCAAGGUUCCUCCUAUGGAUAUUGAGAUUGAGAUUGAUUAG